AUGGUUAUUGAAAUUGAAAUGAUACCUACCUGGACAUUAGCUGCAAGUAUGAUAUGUUAUGUAUCGUACAUUAACAUUUGUAUGUGCAUUCAUUAUAUGUUGGUUCCUGGUACAGGGAAUGUGCUCAAGGUCCAACACCUUCUGGGUCAGUGCACCCAACAUCUUGAGAAGGGAGAAAGCCACCAGGGACCAGCUGUACUUGGGAUUGCUAUGGUAGCAAUGGCUGAAGAAUUGGGUAUUGAAAUGGCUAUUCGCUCGUUAGAGCAUCUUUUACAGUAUGGGGAGCAGAAUAUCAGAAGGGCAGUUCCUUUGGCUCUUGGUCUCCUCUGUAUAUCGAACCCUAAGGUCAAUGUUAUGGACACAUUAAGCAGACUUAGUCAUGACACUGAUACUGAAGUAGCAAUGGCUGCUGUCAUCUCCUUGGGGUUGAUUGGUGCCGGAACCAACAAUGCUAGAAUAGCUGGCAUGCUUCGCAACCUGUCAAGUUACUACUAUAAAGAAGCUAGCCUCCUUUUCUGUGUUCGAAUCACUCAAGGUCUUGUACAUAUGGGGAAAGGCUUGAUGACUCUUGGACCAUACCAUUCGGAGCGCUUCUUGCUAUCCCCGUAAGUGUGUUUAUUAUGAGAAAUUGGGCUCUCCAUAGGAACUUUUUAAUUCUAGGACUAGAAAAAUUCACAAUCAAGCGCAAG
This is a messenger RNA of Rhododendron vialii, 689 nucleotides long. Its product is annotated as 26S proteasome non-ATPase regulatory subunit 2 homolog A-like. Lineage: Eukaryota; Viridiplantae; Streptophyta; Magnoliopsida; Ericales; Ericaceae. The transcript has 7 exons. The coding region runs from base 1 to 609 and encodes 202 amino acids. Gene Ontology annotation, cellular component: nucleus; proteasome regulatory particle, base subcomplex; proteasome storage granule. The record is from RefSeq and is a predicted model, not a curated record. Gene Ontology annotation, biological process: proteasome-mediated ubiquitin-dependent protein catabolic process.